Molecule: messenger RNA, 2165 nt
Organism: Branchiostoma floridae (Florida lancelet)
Lineage: Eukaryota; Metazoa; Chordata; Leptocardii; Amphioxiformes; Branchiostomatidae
Product: protein pelota-like
Exons: 13
Coding region: 156-1310 (384 amino acids)
Biological process (GO): nuclear-transcribed mRNA catabolic process, non-stop decay; RNA surveillance; nuclear-transcribed mRNA catabolic process, no-go decay
Cellular component (GO): cytoplasm
Source: RefSeq, a predicted model, not a curated record
CGACACGCCGCAAAACGGCCCUUCGGCGGUCGACGUGACACAAGUUGCCGACUCGGCUUCUGACUACUAGUGCAUUGCACAACUUCUUGAAAUUCCCAAAUGUCGGUCUCCCGGCAAAGACUUAAAGAAGCAAGAAGGCAACAGAAGACGGAAAGAUGAAGCUCAUCGAUAGGAGCUUCGAUAAAGAUGGAUCGGGUCAGGUUACCCUUCUGCCUGAGGACCCAGAAGACAUGUGGCAUGCCUUUAACCUGGUAGCUGUAGGAGACAGUCUCAGGUCUACAACUAUAAGAAAAGUCCAGAAUGAAUCGGCCACAGGAAGUGUCAGCAGUAGCAAAAUCCGCACCACUCUCACCGUUACCAUAGAGACCAUCGACUUUGACACACAGGCCUGCGUGCUGAGGGUCAAGGGCAGGAACAUACAGGAGAACCAAUAUGUCAAGAUGGGAGCCUACCACACACUGGACCUGGAGCUGAACAGGAAGUUCACUCUUGCUAAGGAAUGCUGGGAUGCCAUUGCAAUAGACAGAAUAGAACAAGCCUGUGACAUAGAGAAGAAGGCAGAUGUGGCAGCUCUAGUGAUGCAGGAAGGCCUGGCACAUCUGUGCCUCGUAACCGGCAGCAUGACGGUCGUACGGGCCAAGAUUGAGACAAACAUCCCCCGCAAGAGGAGGGGCAGCUGUGAACAGCACGACAAGGGACUUGGUCGGUUUUAUGAGUCCGUCAUGCAAGCUAUACUGCGUCACGUCAACUUUGAAAUUGUGAAGUGUGUCCUUGUAGCCAGUCCAGGGUUCGUGAAAGACCAGUUCUGUGAGUACAUGUUCAGUCAAGCCAUCAAAACAGACUGUAAGGUCAUCACAGAGAACAAGUCCAAGUUCCUGCUGGUCCAUUCCUCUUCUGGCUUCAAGCACUCACUGAAAGAAGUGUUACAAGAUCCGUCUGUCACUGCCAAACUGGCAGACACAAAGGCUGCUGGAGAGGUGAAGUCACUGGAACAGUUUUACAUCAUGCUGCAGCAUGAACCUGACAGAGCAUAUUAUGGCAUCAAACAUGUGGAAAGUGCCAGUGAGUCAGAAGCCAUUGAGACCCUUCUAAUUUCUGACAGGCUGUUUAGGGCUCAAGACGUUGCCACAAGAAGAAGAUAUGUGGCACUUGUGGAGAAGGUGAAGGAUCUAGGAGGUGACGUCAAGAUUUUCUCCAGUCUACAUGUGUCAGGAGAACAGUUGGACCAGCUGACGGGUGUAGCCGCUAUCCUGCGUUUCCCAAUUCCCGAGAUCGACGAAGAAGACGCCACAGAUUCAGAUGAGGACUGAAGCCUUUGAUUCAAACAUAGACUGACUGUUAGACAGUCAUUUCAAGUCUGGACCUUCCUAAUAUACAUGUACAGCUAUGUACUGUAUUCAAUUGGAAGCUGAACGGUGAAAUAAAAGAAUAUUAAUUGUACCGGUAGUCCAUUGUUGAAACAUUGUGAGCAGGUUGCAUCAUGCAAAACAUUGCAACAUGUCUCUAAGAAAUUUCAAGCCAAAAGGUUAACAUGAACUCCUUCAGUAACUGUUGUCACUUUCAAGUUUCAGAUACCAACUCACUGUGGUAGCUACUUCAAAAGUCUAGCUAAGGAUGUAUCUGAACUACUUCUUGAUGUAGAAAUGUUGCUCGAGCAAUUGGAUAGUUACGUACUUCUGUUGUUUUAUUGGCCCUGGGGUGUUAAGGGGAUUAUUGCGUGUUUGGAUGACAAAGAAGCGUAUGUGAAAGGUAUCCAUUAUGUAGGUAAUAACUUGAUGAUACAGAAAGUCUAAGUACAGACGGUGUCUUGAGAGAAUACGUUUAUGUCAUAAGCAUAGAGAUAUUCUUGUUAUGUUACAUCUCAGGCAUACCAUUGCCUGUUGUUAAUGAUAGUAAUAUAUUUUGUUCAGGAUAUAUUACUUUAUGUUGGAUUUAUGUCAUAAAAACAAACUAUUGUUAAAGGUAUCAAAAUAAUUUAAAAGAUAUGUUGUUAAGUUCAAAUAGCAUAACUUCCUUCAUUUUAGAAGAAGACAAAGAUUCCUUGAUAUAUACUUCAAAUAUUGUGUAUAACAGGAAAUGUCAACUUUUAGCUAUGAAAACUUGGAAGUUUUCUUUCAGAAGAACCAACAGAAAUGGAAAUAAACGAAAGGAUCACAUCAUGCAAA